GUCCACCAUGAUUGCAAGAGCCUCGCCUGCCUUCAAACGGAGCGCCAGCCGUGCCCUUGACGCGACACCUUGCCAUCGCUCGCCAACCUCCGCCAUUGGAGACUCAGAGCCAGUCGCCUAAAUAUACUUCCUCCGCAGAACCACUUGUGAGCGUUUGUUUCCGAGGACAACAUGGGUGUGAUUAGGAAGCUUCAGUCAAGGGCUAAAGUGAUCAGCUUUAGCGAGGAAUCCGUUAAUUCAUUGGGAAUUAGCCAGCCACCAACCCCUCCUUCGGAGCCAGAAACAACUGAUGUGCCGCCUCCAGCCUUUGUCCCUCAGCGCCGCGAUCCUCGGCUGCUUAUUCAGCGGCUGGAGCAGCACCACCACCACCAGCGGAGACGCACGGGUGCAAGGAAGACUCGAAGGGCUGACAAUGCUCAAGCUUUGCAAACCCUGGUUGAAGAUGACCAGGAAGGUGUCAAUGACGAUAUGGCCGUUGCACCCAACUCUGAAGGCAUAUUCACCAAGCUCUUCAAUGAUUGUGACAAGAUGAGGAUCUGGCAGUACUUCAUUUCUCUGAGUGAAGACAGGCAAGAACAUUAUUUGAACACCAUUUGUAAAAGGAGAGAAAAUACAAGAAGCAGUGGCAUUGGUGGAGUUUCCUUUACUCAACGUGUCAAAAACAUUGAAAAGGGGAAGAUGGAAGAGCCACUUGAGGAAGACGGAUUCACCGUGAUUCCACCAAUGAGUGACUGUCGAAAUAUGCACCCAGCUUAUACCACUGAGCAACGUUUUUGGGAAGUGAAGCCUCAGUUGCGCAAAAUGCUGAAAGGAAGGCAGUUCCCUGUGGGUAUCCUGAAGGACCUAGAAGAUGAAAUUGUUGAGUUGUUUACUGUAGACCCAACAACAGUGUACAUAACCCAGGAACUUACUAGUUUCCAGCGCCUCUUAGUCCAUGCCCUCUGCGAGUACAACCUCUUAAGUUCUAAAAGUUCAACAAUGACAAAUGUUCGGCGAACAAAGGUGGAAAAUAAAGCUGAUUGUUUCCACGCCCCUGAAGUGUCACUCAAUCAAUAUAUUGAAACUUACUAUAGGAGUAAAUACUAACUUCACAAAAAUGAAAAGCAUAACAACAUAUGAAGUUUUGAGGAUAAUCCUUUCCAUAUUCAGAUAUAAACUUGCAUCAGAUGACAGACAGAAUGACUGGGAAAGGAACAGAUUUAUUCAGAAUAUUUCACAAAAAGCACUUUUGUGGUUUUGAAAUCACUUUGGUUAGGUUAUAUAUAUUUUGAUCCAUAGAUGUUCCUGCUUCACACAAAUCAUUUUCAGUGCCUCCCUUAUUUACCUGCUCAAAAAGCAUCCAGAUUAAAAAAUGACAGUGCUUAAUGUUUGCCCAUGUUCUCCUAUUUUAUUGUAUGUCUUGAAUUGUUUUCUGCAUAUUCAUAGUGGUUGAAUAUACAACAGGUUAUGCUUUCAGUAUAAAUUGGCUUAGAAGUUUACAUAAUGUAACUGAUUGUCCUGACUUAUGUCUGAAUGUAUUCUAAUUGGAAGUACUCCGAUAGGUUUACAUAUGUAUAUAUGUAUGUAUGUCUCCUGCUUUAAGGACAUAUUCUGUUAUUACCAACCUAAUUUUGUUGUAUAAACUAUUGACUAACAGCUUUCACUAUGUGUGUUAAAUUUUAAACUUGUAGUAUUUAUGUAUUAGUAAGAUUAUUAUUAACCCCUUUGAUCUGGAUAGUGUGACCAUCAUAUUAUGAAAAAAUUUGGCUUGAGGGGGCAGGUGACAUGAACCUGUUGUCAUGGGUGAUGCGAACUUGCCGUUGUAAGCAUUUCAGGUGUAAGACAGGGUGACAGAAAAGAUUUGCCACGAGUUCCCAAACCUCUUGAUAGGGUACAUAGACUCAUUUGGAGUUUAGAAAGGAGUAUUUUUAUUAUUCCCAUCAAUGAACGAGUGUGGAAUGUAGUGUCUGUGAGUCAUGACUGGAAGAAUGUUGACUCUAGGGAGGACAUCCAUGCUCAGCAUCCUAUUCUUGGCCGCUGUGACCGACAACACAGGUUGUAUUACAAAAAAUUUGAAUAUUACAAAAAAAGAAAAAAGAAAAAGAAAAUGCUUAUGCAUAAAAAGGUGAGGCAUAGUCUUUGUUUCUGCACAUGAGUGUUCGCAUGCACCUGGCCUAUAAGCCACGCACCUGGUAGAGUACCCACUCGUGUGAGUCUAAAAAAGCCCAUAUUUUGGGCCAUGUGAUUGCCAUGAAGCACCUGGACCCAAGGGGUUAAUAUGGCUAAAAAUGUUAUUCUGGGGCCUUUAAUUAAUUGUCAAGAAAAUAUUUUUUACUAUGAACCUGCAAGAUUUACAACCUUUAACACAGAGGGCAAAAAGGCAUGCCCUGUCCACAAUGAUUAAAACACAUUCAUUUUGUUUACACGUAGAUGGCUUCAGAUGUGCCUUGCCACCAAUAUGUCAGUUACAAGGCCAGAAUUUUCAACAACAAAAAAAAUUUAAUUACUAGCAGUAUUAAUGUUUUAAUAAUAAUAAUAAUCAUUGUUAUAUUGAUAAUGAUAACAAUAUUAGAAAUAACUUUUCCUGAAAAUUCAAAGAAGAGGUUGAACAUGUGAAGCCAAGUAGUCCUAAUAAAGUCUUUUGAAGUCAUCUUGUGUAAACGUAAUUGACAAAUCAAAACUAAAGUAGACAGUGCACGCUCCCAAAACCAAUGGGGUUGAAACCCUAUGAUAUUGGUAUUUUUUCAGUUGUAUAAUAAUUUGUUGUAUAAGAACAUAACUGAAAGCAGUUACACAUAAAAUAACUGGAGUAGAAUGAAUUUAGCAAGCAUUAUAUUUGUUACUGCUUAUUAGGGUACAAACAUGACUAUAGAUACAUUUUGUGAAAACAGAAAACUGAGAUAUCAUACAUAAUAUACCUUUAAACAUA
Messenger RNA from Penaeus indicus, 2908 nucleotides. RefSeq names its product R3H domain-containing protein 4-like. NCBI's taxonomy places the organism in Eukaryota, Metazoa, Arthropoda, Malacostraca, Decapoda, Penaeidae. The record is from RefSeq and is a predicted model, not a curated record. Gene Ontology annotation, molecular function: nucleic acid binding. The transcript is spliced from 7 exons. The coding region runs from base 172 to 1086 and encodes 304 amino acids.